Messenger RNA from Fonsecaea nubica, 1413 nucleotides. RefSeq lists its product as hypothetical. The record is from RefSeq and is a predicted model, not a curated record. NCBI's taxonomy places the organism in Eukaryota, Fungi, Ascomycota, Eurotiomycetes, Chaetothyriales, Herpotrichiellaceae. The transcript has a single exon. Bases 1 to 1413 code for a protein of 470 amino acids.
AUGCGUGAAAAAGUCAAUCCUACCCAAUCCCAAGGGGCAAAAACGGCGAGAUUCGUUGAUCGAUUCAAGGCGGCGGCGCACAAGAAGACGGCAGCAGUCCGUGGAUGGUAUGACAGACGAGGUCGAGGGUGCCUCAAGUCCGUGGUUGAGAGUGAGUCGGACGAACCGGCGACCCGGAUUGAAGAGUUCCUGACUCAUGCUGGUACCGCAGAAUUUCGUAGAUCGAAAACCCACCAACCAGAGACACGCAGCAAGCCGUCAACAACCCCCGAGCCCGAGCGCGAGUUCAUACCCGGACACCGAGAAGCCAUGUUCGACCUUGCAUUCGGAUCUGGGUCGGUGAGCAGCUUUUCAAGCUUGCAAGACAUAUGCAACGGAGCCCCGGGGUCCCUUGUAUCACUUCCGUCGACUUUCUCGACGCGCACGAUGAGCCCGAUAUUUGUCCCUGAAACGAAAGCGCCGUCACGAUAUGAGCGUCGUCUCUUUGGCAUUGACACGCCAGAUGACUUUGACCAAUUCCGGUCCGGUGUGCGACAUAGCAUCGAGCUAGACUCUACCCCGACAUUGUCUGCGGAGGAGAAGCCAGAGCCAAAGCUCAAUAGCUUGACUGUAGAUUCGACGCCCAUCCCUGUCGGUCAAGAAAGCCCCAAGCCUCGUUUCAAGGCAUAUCCUGGCAAGACAGACACUGAGAAGCAGGACCCCGUCACGUUCCAAGCGUACUCGACUGGAUCGAAGCACAAGAAUGGCAGCGUUGGUUAUAUUCCACCUACAUUACAAUCGGGUUUUGUCAAUGGGGUUCCACCUGUUCUCCAGGCCGCACACGGCGGGAGCAACUCGGCUCAACGACAAGCUACUCGUGAUCGAGAGGGCACGACGCUUACAGAUCGUCCAAGUCAAAACUACGCGUGGCCACUGGUGGAUUUCCACAAGGAGAUUUUUCUGAAUGCUGAUCCGUCACAAGCUAAUCACUCUACCCGGUAUCAGGAGCCACGCAUUCCUUCGAUGGAAUUUUCUGGCCGGGGUUUGGAGGACGAAAUGAAGACGGUGCUGGGCAAUCUCCACAGGCCGGUGGUCGACAAGAGGGCUGGGCAAGUGGAAGAUCGAGCAUGGAUGUCACCCAGUUCCCCUUUGCACUCGACCGCAUAUGCAAGAGAAGCGUCUAUCCCGGGAGUGACGAGAAGCUCUGUGAAUCUCGAUACUCAACCCCACCCGCGAGGUUCUACUGUCGCGGAGGCGGCGCAGAACCAGGAGAGCUUUCUGUCAAGCGACGGCCGAAGAAUCAAGUUCAGCGAGUACAACUGGCCGCGAUUCAGCGACGACGGAUACACAGACCCAGCCGAGGAAUACUCGCGCCAGUAUCGGCGCCGGAGACGGGAAGCGCGAAGAGGAGCGGCUGGACGAGGAGCGGUCUAA